Molecule: messenger RNA, 955 nt
Organism: Peromyscus eremicus (cactus mouse)
Lineage: Eukaryota; Metazoa; Chordata; Mammalia; Rodentia; Cricetidae
Gene: Tunar
Product: TCL1 upstream neural differentiation-associated RNA
Exons: 2
Coding region: 290-436 (48 amino acids)
Source: RefSeq, a predicted model, not a curated record
AGGACUUGGUGACUUUUGCUGGUGCUCCUGCUUCACAGAUGUGGAACUAGGGCUUAAGGAGUAUUUAUUUCUGCCUGCAAAUAUGUCUCCACACGGUGGUUUUUGCCUCUAGUAAGCGCCCACUUUGUUCAGAUGGGUAGUUCUUGCUAGGGCCUAGUGAGAGCUUGCACUCAGACUGAGGCUGGAGUUGGAACCGUCUGGAAGACAUACAUCCCUGGUACCUGGACUUGGAAGAGGUGCACAGCCCAAGGUUAGCCUGGCGAGGAAGAUAAAGACAUUUGCAACCAAGAUGGUAAUCACGAGUGGAAAUGAUGAAGACCGGGGAGGCCAAGAGAAGGAGAGCAAAGAAGAGAGCGUGCUGGCCAUGCUGGGCAUCAUUGGGACCAUCCUGAACCUGAUCGUCAUCAUCUUCGUAUACAUAUAUACCACCCUGUGAAUGGCCCCGCGCAGCCUCGGCGGCCUCAGGAUGGCCACGAGACACGGGUCCUGUGUGUCCACAUAUCGGUGACCAGACACGGCAGGGGGCCAGCAGGUUUGAAGACCACACACUGCUUCAUCAAUGCACCUUCGAACUUUCUAGUAGGUCACCAAAUGAACCCAUCCUGCUGUGAGGAGCAGACACUCUGAAGCACAAUGAAUUCAACAAAACUCAUUCAGACCACGAGGAACUCAGCGUCUCUGACUGGGGACCUGACGGGAUGCUGGAAAGACCAGCCUUCUGCACUAGUGGUGAGCAAAUGAGUGAGGAAAUGCCUCAUCCUGGAGUGCUGACCACAUCCCGUACUGGAAAGGAGGAGCCGAGCGGACGCAGCUCAGCUGCCCACCUCCUGGGACCAGCUCUAGGGGUGGUCCGCUCACAGGCAUCCCAAUCAUCAGAUGUUUCCAGCUGUUUGAUAUGGGAGAUAACUUAUUUUUCAUUUUUCAUUGGCUUGAUGUGUGUAUCUGUUCAUAUCAA